Messenger RNA from Esox lucius (northern pike), 3370 nucleotides. It is a transcript of the gene prss35, whose product is annotated as serine protease 35. Bases 601 to 1875 code for a protein of 424 amino acids. Gene Ontology annotation, biological process: proteolysis. The record is from RefSeq and is a predicted model, not a curated record. The transcript is spliced from 2 exons. Gene Ontology annotation, molecular function: serine-type endopeptidase activity. Lineage: Eukaryota; Metazoa; Chordata; Actinopteri; Esociformes; Esocidae.
UGUGUUUCCCACUUCAUCAAGCACAUACAAGUGCAGCAGAUGUGGAAGUUGAGACCCGUGAUGAAAACAGACGGCGAUCGACAUUGUUCGCUCUCUGGAACUAAUUCGAUUCCGAGGUCCAAUCACAGUGCUGUUGAAGAAAGAGCUCACAACACUGAAAUCAAGUUGUAUUUUUCAAGGGGGAAUUAACGUCUCAUGAGCGCACCACAUUCCCAGUCCUAUAGGAAUAUUUAGACUGCCUUUUUCAGCUAAUUCAAGCAAGCCAUUUAGCUAAACCGGCUAGUCCCUCCCAUGUAUGUGAACAGCUUUGUCGCAAGUGAAAAAACCUGUUUCAGACCUUUUCUAUCCUCCUCCCUCUCUCAGCAUCAAGUGCAGCCCGCACGGAGAGCUCUGGCUAGUGCGACUUUCUCUCAACUUCUUUGGUGAAAAUGCAAUGAAGAGAAGGGAACAUUCAUCCACUGAUAAGAAGACGUUUGGAACGCAUUGCAGUUUCUUUCUGGAAAAAGUGGGAUCAUAUUUUAAUAAAAAACAAACAAUACAUUGCGGAUUAUCUAACAUAUCUAUCAAUCGAAUGCGAGCAGAGCCAGGAACAUCUUUGCAAUGGGCCCUGUACCCCUGUUUCCUUUUCUCUCAGUGACGUGGUUCACCCUGCUAGUGGCGGUCGUGGCAGCCGAGGAUGUCACAGGUGAUGGCUAUACCUGGCCGCAGUGGAAGGUUCCACUGGUGAGAAACAGGAGGACGGUGACCCUGAGCAGCCCUGGCUUCACAGCCGAACCCCAGGGAGAGCUUAACGGGACCUGUGGGAUUGAGUGCCAGAGUCACCUCCCUGAUCCAUCUAUGCAUGACCUGGAGGAGUUCUUGGCCUACGAGACGGUGUACGAAAAUGGAACACGCACACAGACCUUUGUGUCUGUGCAGGGUGACAACGGGGUUGACGUCUGGUCUGCCGGGAAGGUGUCUUCUUCAUCCAGGUCUCGGCGCAAACGGGAGGUCUACGGCACCGACACCCGCUUCACCAUCGCUGACAAGCAGUUCUCUAGUAAGUACCCAUUUUCCACCUCCGUCAAGAUCUCAACGGGCUGCUCCGGCAUCCUGGUGUCCCCUAAACACGUCCUGACUGCUGCCCACUGCAUCCACGACGGACGGGACUACCUGAACGGAGCGCAGAAGCUACGCGUGGGUGUCCUCAAGGAGAAAUCCAGGCGCGGGAAAGGAGGGAGGGGGAAAAGAGGAAGGGGCAAAGGAAAACGGAGGAAAGGAGGGGAGGAGGAAGAGGAGAAAGAGGAGAAAGACAGAGGUAAAGAGAGGAAAGGAGGGAAAAGGAAGAAGAGCCGCAGUCGGCGAAGUGUUGAGACAGAGAAGCUGUCUUUCCGGUGGACAAGAGUAAAGCUGACCCAAAUCCCUAAAGGUUGGUUUAAAGGUGGGGCGUCGGACAGUGUGGCAGCAGAUUACGAUUAUGCCGUGCUGGAGCUGAAAAAGCCACAGAAGGUCAUGCACAUGGACCUGGGAGUUGUCCCCUCGAUCAAGAACCUGCCCGCUGGUAGAAUCCAUUUCUCGGGCUUCGACGACGAUCGGUCUGGCAACCUGGUGUACCGUUUCUGCUCGGUGACGGAGGAGUCAAAAGACUUGCUGUACCAGCACUGCGAUGCCAAGCAUGGCUCCAGCGGUUCCGGGGUCUACAUCCGUCUCAAAGAGCCUGGCAAGAAGAAGUGGAAGAGGAGAAUCAUCGGGGUGUUCUCAGGCCACCAGUGGGUGAAUGUCAACGUCGACGGGGCGCAGCAGGAUUACAACGUGGCAGUGAGGAUAACGCCUCUCAAGUAUGCACAGAUCUGUUACUGGGUCCACGGGGACUCUGGGGAAUGCCGGAAGGCCUGAGGGACAUGCGACAAACCCCCACUCCACCCUUACCGCUCCAUCACCAACAAACCAGGGGCUAUUAUUAUGUGUUCUUCUUCAUUACCUCCUGUGCUUUUCACUGGCAACUGGCGCAGAUUGCCUCAUCCCGGUGUCAAUGGCGGCCCUACAGACUCGCCGUUGUCGAUUACGGGAACUUGUCGAAUAGAUCCAAGAGAUCUGUGGCUGUUCUGUCACGUCUAAUUUAUUUAAUUAUUAAAAAGCAAACAUUCUUAGAAUGAAUAUCACAGUUCGGAACAUUUUGAAAAGCAUUUUAGGUCUGACCGAUUUUUAUAUAAUUCUGUAUAUUCAGCUUCAGGGGAGUGAUUCUUGUUAUUUCCUAUUUUGAACAAUUUAAUGAACACUUUCAAAUAUGUAAGUUUUUUUUGUUGUUGCAAAAGGAGCAACUAAAUUUGCAUUGGUUUUGGUGAAAAAAAAUUUACAUAUUAACAUCAGAGAUACUAAGAGCAUAACACAGUUUCUUAUCAAUAUUCUUUUAAAUCAACAUGCUGGUUUUUGAAAUCAUGUAUAUCUAGCUCUUUGAGUGUGCAGUUUUGUCACUUUUCAUAAAACUACCCUUUCUUAAGUUUAUGUUUCCACAUCUAAAUAGCAAAAGGUUCCAGAGGGAUCCUGGAUAAACAUUAUUCUUCUCAGUCUCAGUGUUUAUGUUAUAUUUACUAGCAGUGCAUAGAAAGUUGGUUUUAUUGUCAUGCACUAACAGUAAAUGUGAUGGUGCUAAUCCAGAGACUUGGUGCUAAUUUAAUUAUGAAAUUGUACACUUUGGGGAAAUCUAUCAGAAUCUAAUUUUGAUAGCCUUGUACUGUAACUAUGUAUUUAAUGUGAGGCUGAGUGAGUUUGAUAAGAUAGAGCUUCUAAACUAAAGUUUCAUUCAUAUUCGGUUUUCGGUUAGUUUUGUAUGUCCAAGGGUAGGUGUCAUCUAAUUCCAUAAUGUUACUUUAAUAAGUUUUAAUUCUUUAGUGUUUUAUGCUGAAUUAUCUGGUCUAUUAUGUGCCACAAGUUCAAGUUUGCUAUUGAUGACCAAAUACAUUAAUUUAAUAUUAUUUCAUAAUGAUUGAAUUCUAUUUCAUGAUUGAAAAAACUAUAUAUGAAUAAACUAAAAUAACAACUUGUGUACUGUAUAUGUGUUUACACCAACUGGAAGAAAAAUUUAUGGAAAACCAACAAUUUGGACUUGUCCAAUGAGAAAUUAUAUUUUACUGCGACAGCAUGGGUCUGAAUCUGACUCACAAAAAGUAUACAUUGUUUUCCACUGUCUUUAACUUUUACCCCAAAAAGCAUAAAUAUGGCAUUAAAAAAAAAAAGAAGCUUGUUUUCAUUUGUGUGAUCUGAUAAACACAACCCAGGUUAACCUCCUGAGACCCUGUGUCCGCAUAUGAGAACACUAUAUUUUUGGCUUCCUGCACCAUGUACAUUCUGCUUAACUUAAACCUAUUGUCCUUAUUAGAGGACAGUUGUC